GCAGCAGCAGCGCGUCCCCAGAUCGGGUCAUUGAGAGCAGGAGAUCUCCCACCCCAGGAUGCACAUGGCAACCUGAUUCCCCACUGAGGAGAAAGGCCUUUAUAAUGUUUGUUUCAAAUCAAAGUAGCAAGGUAUCUUCUUGCCUCUGAUGGACUUUGGAGGCCUGCCUGCCAGUCGUGGCAUUUUGAAAGAACUUUGUAGCGCCACAACACAGAGAUCCUUCUGCCUUUGCAGUUCCAGAGCCAAGAUGGAAAUGAAAAACUCAGCAAGAUCAGAAGCAGAACGAGGCUCCGAGGACACACAGGAAGGGAUCAGUGGGAAAAUCUGGGAAAGGUCCAUGGAAAAUAUUCUGGACGAGGAUGCCGCCAGCUCAGCAGUAGAGGUCCAUCAAUUCAGGCACUUCCGUUACCAGGAGGCUGAGGGGCCCCGAGAGGUUUGCAGCCAACUUCACCAUCUUUGCCAGCAGUGGCUGAAGCCAGAAAGACACAACAAAAUGGAGAUAGUGGACCAGGUGUUCCUAGAGCAGUUCCUGGCCAUCCUGCCCCCGGAGAUGGAGAGCUGGGUGAAGGAAUGCCGCCCGGAGACCAGUUCCCAGGCGGUUGCCCUGGCAGAAGUUUUCCUCCAGAGCCGAGGAGGGAUAAGUGGGGAAUUCUUGGGAAAAUCUGUGCAAAAUAUUCUGGACGAGGAUGCCACCAGCUCAGUAGCAGAGGUCCAUCAGUUCAGGCACUUCCACUACCAGGAAGCUGAGGGGCCCCGGGAGACAUGCAGCCGACUUCACCGUCUUUGCUGCCAGUGGCUGAAGCCAGAAAGGCACAGCAAGAAGGAGAUCGUCGACCUGGUGAUCCUGGAGCAGUUUCUGGCCAUCCUGCCCCCGGAGAUGGAGAGCUGGGUGAGGGAAUGCCGGCCGGAGACCAGUUCCCAGGCGGUGGCCCUGGCAGAAGGCUUCCUCCUGAGCCAGGCAGAUGGUCAGAAUCAGGACCAGCAGGGGCUGUCAGAAGAGGCUGCUGAUUUCUGUGAGGCAGAAAAGGCGCCAUCCGACCUGAGGCAGAGGCCGCUGUUCUGGGGGACCACACAGGAGAGCGAGGGAGGUGAUGGAAGAACUCUGGUGGGUUCAUCUGGAGCUUUGAGACUUUGUGGUGGUCGAGCAGCCUCUGAGCAACCAGAUCAGGGGCUGGUGACUCUCGAGGAGGUGUCUGUCUGUUUCACCCAGGAGGAGUGGGCGCUGCUGGAUCCGGACCAAAGGGCAUUGCACAGGGAAGUCAUGGGGGAGAAUCGCAGGAAUCUGGCCUCUCUCGAACGUGAGUGCAAGAGAAUGGAAGAAGAGCAUCAAAAUGGAACUGGAGCAAUAUCAAAGUGGAGAAUGGAAUCCAUUGUUUCUGAAGAUUCUGAUUCCCCUGAAAUUCCAGACCAGGAAGAAAGUCAUAAAAGAAAUAAAAUGGGUUCCACUAAAUGUGCCCAAAUCUUAACUGGGAAAUCAAGCUCUAGAUCACAUCAGAGAAUGCAGAAUCAGGAAAAUCAUUUAGAAAAGUCAGAGUGUCAGAGUAUCAGAAGAGCUUCAGAGUAUGAGAAGAACUUCAGCCUGGGCCAAGCUCAUAUUUUACAUAAAAAAUUGCACACCCAGAAGACAAUACAGGGAAGCUCACAGUGUGAAAAUGGUCAGAAAAUAGACUGCCUCUCUCAACAAGAAAGAGGAAACAGAGGAGAGAAGCCCGAUACAUGUCCAGAAGGUGAAAAGAACUUCAGCUGUAGAUCCCAUCACAGAGGAAUGAAACGUUAUAAAUGUUCAGCUUGUGGUAAAGUCUUCAGAUAUAGGUCCCAGCUUGUAUCCCAUCAAAGAACCCACACAGGGAAGAAACCAUUUCGUUGCUCAGAAUGUGGAAAGUGCUUUACUCUCCAUUCCCAUCUUGCUUAUCAUCUUAGAAUCCACACAGCAGAGAAACCAUAUAAAUGUUUAGAAUGUGGGAAGAGCUUCAUUAAGGAGGAGAUCCUAACUGCACAUCAAAGCAUUCACACAAAGGAGAAACUGUAUAAUUGUACAGAAUGUGGAAAGAAGUUCAGUUAUAAGGGAAGCCUCACCGUACAUCAAAAAAGCCAUACAGGGGAGAAACCAUAUCAAUGUUCAGAAUGUGGAAAGUGCUUUAUUUUCCAUUCCCAUCUUGCUUAUCAUCUCAGAAUCCACACUGGGGAGAAACCAUACAAAUGUUUAGACUGCGGAAAGGACUUUCGUAACAGCGCAUACCUUACAUCCCAUCAAAGAACCCACACAGGGGAGAAACCGUAUAAAUGCUCAGAUUGUGGAAAGACCUUCAGCCGUAGGUCAAACGUUAUUUCCCAUCAGAGAUUACACACAGGAGAGAAACCAUAUAAAUGCUCAGAUUGCGGAAAGACCUUCAGCUGUAGGUCAAAAGUUAUUUCCCAUCAAAGAUUACACAUAGGAGAGAAACCUUAUAAAUGCUCCAACUGUGGAAAGAGCUUCAGUUAUAAGGAAAGCCUCACUUACCAUCAAAAAACCCACACAGUAGAGAAACCAUAUGAAUGCUCAGAAUGUGGGAAAUGCUUUAUUUCCUAUUCAACCCUUGAUCGUCAUUGCAGAAUCCACACAGCAGAGAAACCAUAUAAAUGUUUAGAAUGUGGAAAAAGCUUCAUUACGGAGGAGAUCCUAACUGCACAUCAAAGCAUUCACACAAGGGAGAAACCGUAUAAUUGUACAGAAUGUGGAAAGAAGUUCAGUUAUAAGGCAAGCCUCACUGUACAUCAAAAAAGCCAUACAGGGGAGAAACCAUAUCAGUGUUCAGAAUGUGGAAAGUGCUUUACUGUCCAUUCCCAUCUUGCUUAUCACCUCAGAAUCCACACAGGGGAGAAACCAUACAAAUGCUUAGAGUGCGGAAAGGGCUUUCGUAGCAGCGCAUACCUUACAUCCCAUCAAAGAACCCACACAGGGGAGAAACCGUAUAAAUGCUCAGAUUGCGGAAAGACCUUCAGCAGUAGGUCAAAUGUUAUUUCCCAUCAAAAAUUACACACAGGAGAGAAACCAUAUAAAUGCUCAGAUUGCGGAAAGACUUUCAGCUGUAAGUCAAAAGUUAUUUCCCAUCAAAGAUCACACACAGGAGAGAAACCUUAUAAAUGCUCCAAAUGUGGAAAGAGCUUCAGUUAUAAGGAGAGCCUCAUUUACCAUCAAAAAACUCACACAGGGGAGAAACCAUAUGAAUGCUCAGAAUGUGGAAAGUGCUUUACUGUCUAUUCCCAUCUUGCUAAUCAUCUCAGAAUCCACACAGCGGAGAAACCAUAUAAAUGUUUAGAAUGUGGGAAGAGCUUCAUUAAGGAGAAGAGCCUAACUGCACAUCAAAGCAUUCACACAAGGGAGAAACCAUAUAAUUGUACGGAAUGUGGAAAGAGGUUCUGUUAUAAGACGAGCCUCACUGUACAUCAAAGAAUCCACACAGGGGAGGAACCAUAUCAAUGUUCAGAAUGUGGAAAGUGCUUUACUGCCCAUUCCCAUCUUGCCUAUCAUCUCAGAAUCCACACAGGGGAGAAACCAUAUGAGUGUCUUGAAUGUGGAAAGAGCUUCAGCCAUAAGACACACUUUACUGUCCAUCAAAGAACCCACACACGGGAAAAACCAUACAAAUGCUCAGAUUGUGGAAAGUGCUUCAGUAGUUCUUCAGGUUUUGCUUAUCAUCACAGAAUCCACACAGGGGAGAAACCAUAUAAAUGCUCUGAAUGUGGAAAGAGCUUUAGUUCCUCUACAAGCCUUGCUUAUCAUCACAAAAUUCACACAGGAGAGAAACCAUAUAAAUGCUCCGAAUGUGGAAGGAGCUUUACUUUCUCUAGAAGCCUUACUAAUCAUCUCAGAAUCCACACAGGGGAGAAACCAUAUAAAUGCUCCGAAUGUGGAAAGAGCUUUAAGCAGAAGGUCUACCUGACUGUCCAUGAAAGAAUCCACUCAGGGGAGAAACCAUAUAAAUGUUCAGCGUGUGGAAAGAGCUUUACUUGCUGUUCAGGCCUUGCUUAUCAUCGGAAAAUCCACACAGGUGAGAAACCAUAUAAAUGCUCCGAAUGUGGAAAAAGCUUUAAGCAGAAGGCCCAGCUGACUUCCCAUGAAAGAAACCACACAGGGGAGAAACCAUAUAAAUGCUCCGAAUGUGGAAAGAGCUUUACUCGCAGUUCAAGCCUUGCUUAUCAUCAGAAAACCCACACAGGGGAGAAACCACAUAAAUGCUCUGAAUGUGGAAAGAGUUUUACUGGAUAUUCUGCCCUUUCUUAUCAUCUCACAAUCCACACAGGAGAGAAACCAUAUAAAUGCUCUGAAUGUGGAAAGAGCUUUACUUCCUCUACAAGCCUUACUAAUCAUUACAACAUCCACACAGGGGAGAAACCAUAUAAAUGCUCCGAAUGUGGAAAGAGCUUUACUUCCUCUACAGGCCUGGCCUAUCAUCACAAAACCCACACAGGGGAGAAACCAUAUAAAUGCUCCGAAUGUGGAAAGAGCUUUACUUCCUCUAGAACUCUUACUACUCAUCUCAACAUCCACACAGGGGAGAAACCAUAUAAAUGCUCAAAGUGUGGAAAGAGCUUUACUCGCAGUACAGGCCUUGCUUAUCAUUUCAGAAUCCACACAGGGGAGAAACCAUAUAAAUGCUCUGAAUGUGGAAAGAGCUUCCCUUUCUCUACAAGCCUUGCUUAUCAUCAGAAAAGCCACACAGGGGAGAAACCACAUACAUGCUCUGAAUGUGGAAAGAGCUUUAGUUCCUCUACAAGCCUUGCUUAUCAUCAAAAAAUCCACACAGGGGAGAAACCAUAUGAAUGUUUAGAAUGUGGAAAGAACUUACGUAAGAAGUCCAAUCUAAUUUCUCAUCAGAAAAUUCACACAAGAGAGAAACCAUAUGUGUGUUCAGAGUGUGGAAAGAGGUUCAAACGGAGUGACGACCUUACUUCCCAUCAGAGAAUGCACGCAGGGUAGAAACUAUAUAAAUGCUUAGAAAGCAGAACAGGCUUUAGUCAAAAAUAUACUCAAACUAUCCAUUAAAGAACUGCCAUGGGAAAAUUUUUAUUCUAUCUUAUUUAAAACCUGCAUCAGUGACAGCACCUAUUAAUUUUGGGGAACUUAAAAGAGCUUUUCUUGGCUAUUAAAACUUACAAGACAUCCGACAAGUCACACGGGAGAAAAUUGCCUAAAUGUCCAGAGAGCGGAAAGAGCUUCAAACUCUGGACCUCUUUUGAUACAUCAAAGACGGGAGAAGCAACAUACACAGUUUGAGCUUCUAGUAUAGGAGUGUUGAUCACAAAAAAACUCUACAUUUGUGCCAUUGUCUCCUUUUGCAAGAAUGGAGGGUAUCUUGGCAUCCCCCAUGCCCACUUGGCUAAAUGGGCCAUGGAUAUGGCUCCAUGGAAGCCUCUGCUUUGCAUGCAGAAUAUCCUUGGCAUCUCCAGUUAAAAGGAGCAGGCAAUAGACAAUGUGAAAGACCUGCACCUCAGGCCCCGAACACCUUCUCCUAGUUGGAGUAGGCAAUACAGAUGGACCUGAGUUUGGUUCUAUGAAAACCGUCAAGGCAUUUGGGAAUAAGAAAUGUGUUAGAUCUGAGUUUGGCUCUAUGAGAGCCAUAAAGGUAUCCUGGUAGAAUAAAUGUGUCGAUCAGUCCAUGAGAGGUCCAGACUGACCUCCACAGGUGUUCCAGUAACUGAGCUUAUUACCAUAGAGAGCCAGGAGGUGAGUCAUUUACACUUGCAGGUGAUGUAUUUGAUAUGUAUUGAUCGGAUGUUUUUUCAGCAUGCGUGUCAGUGCUAACAUUCUAGAAGUUCAUAAUAGUGUGCUGCAUAUGUCCCUAAGUUUGGCGCAGAUCUUAAAUUUGUCAAAGUGCUGGAAUUGCCAUCAAAUGCUCCAGGAUAGUGCCACGAGAUAUCCCAUGCUAUCCAAGCCACUGACUCUCACUGAGAUGCAGGCUCCUUAUGGAUCCGAAUUUUGAGGAAAUGAAACUUGGGCUAUAUUGAAUAACCAUUUAUUUUAGCUGAAGUUUCUACCAUGGCACUAGUUUGCUGGAGUUAUAAAGGAACAGGCAUCAGGUGGGUGUCAGUAAUUGUUCUGUGAACUGUAAGAUAAAUAGGCAUAUGUAAAUGGUACCUGGAUCCCUGACUUCACCCCCUGGAAAUUGUCCCUAACAGGGUAUUAUAUCCAGUGGAUGAUGCGCCCAUAGUGUGACCGAAAUUUUGUUGCUCUUGUGGGCCAUUAUUUUAUUUCUGAGAGGAAGGCUUAUCAAAGCCUACCAGCUAAUUGGUUUGGCAGUUGUUAUCUUGGGACGGUAUACCCAUAUGUUUAAAGUUGUAGAGGAACUGCCAGAGAGUAGGGUACAGAACUAUCAGGAUAUGUCUACAGUCAAGGAAAUCCUGAAGGCUUAUCAUGUCCUUACUGAGGGACAACGAUUAGGUGGAAUUUUGUUUCCCAUGUAUGGGGUUGCAUGAGUAGGGGCUGCAUUAAUAAGGCUGCAAGCUGUUUUAGAGUUGGAAUCGUAGAAUCAUAGAAUCAUAGAGUUGGAAAGGGCCAUACAGACCAUCUAGUCCAACCCCCGUGCAGGAUCAGCCUAAAGCAUCUCUGACAAGUAUUCAUCCAGCCUCUUCUUGAAGACUGCCAGUGAGGGGGAGCUCACCACCUCCCUAGGCAGCUGAUUCCAUUUUUGAACUACUCUGACUGUGAAUUUUUUUCCCCCUAAUAUCCAGCCGGUACUUUUGUGCAUGUAGUUUAAGCCCAUUGCUUCACGUCCUACUCUCUGCUGCCAACUGGAACAGCUCCUUGCCCUCCUCCAAAUGACAGCCUUUCAGAUAUUUAAAGAGAGCAAUCAUGUCCCCCCUCAACCUCCUCUUCUCCAAACUAAACAUUCCCAAGGCCCUCAGCCUUUCCUCGUAGGGCUCAGUCUCCAGACCCCUGAUCAUUCUUGUCGCAUUCCUCUGCACCCUCUCGAUUUUGGCCACAUCCUUUUUGAAGUGAGGCUUCCAGAACUGCACACAAUACUCCAGGUGUGGCCUGACCAAGGCAGUAUAGAGAGGUGCUAUGACCUGCAAUUUCGACGCUAUGGCCCCUUUGAUACAACCCAGGAUUGAAUUAGCCUUUUUUGCCACUGCAUCACACUGACUGCUCAUAUUUAGUUUACAGUCCACUCUUAUCCCAAGAUCCCUUUCACAUAUACUACUGCCCAGAAGUGUAUCCCCCAUCCAGUAUUUGUGUUUCCCAUUUUUGUGGCCCAGAUGUAAUACUGUGCACUUGUCUUUGUUGAAUUGCAUCCUAUUCACAGCUGCCCACUUCUCCAGAGUAUUCAGGUCUUGUUGAAUUUUAAUUCUAUCUUCUUGGGUGUUUGCUACCCCUCCCAAUUUGGUAUCAUCAGCAGAUAUAAUGAGCAGCCCUUCCACUCCUUCAUCCAGAUCAUUGAUAAAAAUAUUGAAAAGUACCGGGCCCAAAACCGAGCCCUGCGGCACCCCACUGGACACCUCCCUCCAAUCUGAUGAAACGCCGUUGAUCAACCACUCUUUGAGUGCGGUCCUCCAACCAGUUCCCUAUCCACCGAACUGUCCACUCCACAGUCUUCCGGUUUGCCCAUCAGAAUGUCAUGGGGGACCUUAUCAAAAGCUUUACUGAAAUCCAGAUAAAUCACAUCAACAGAGUUCCCCCGAUCCAGUAAGCUGGUCACUCGAUCAAAGAAGGAAACCAGGUUGGUCUGGCAAGAUCUGUUAGGAACAAAACCAUGCUGACUUCCCUGGAUCACUGAGCGGUCCUUCAGAUGCUUACAGAUUGAUCCCUUUAAAAUCUGUUCUAGUAUCUUCCCAGCAACAGAAGUCAGACUGACCGGCCUGUAGUUUCCCGGGUCAUCCUUCCUCCCUUUCUUAAAGAUUGGGAUAACAUUCACUCUUCUCCAAUCUUGUGGCACAUCCCCAGUCCUCCAGGAGGCCUUGAAGAUGAUGGACAGGGGUUCUGCAAGUUCUCUAGAAAGGCCUUUCAGCAUUCUUGGGUGCACCCCAUCUGGCCCAGGGGAUUUGCAUUCAUCCAGUGCAGCCGGAUGCCUCUCCACAACCUCUCUGUCAGUGUCAAUUAGCCACUCAGGUGUCCUGCCACCUUUUCUACUAUCUCUAGAUGUGCCUGAUUUCUUCAGGGAGAAAACAGAGGCAAAAAAGUCAUUAAGCCUGUCUGCUUUUUCUGUGUCCUGCAUCAGAGUUUCUCCAUCUACUCCCAACAGCGGUCCAAUUGCCUCUUUUACCUUGCGCUUGCUUCUCACAUAUCUGUAGAAUCCAACCACACUGCUCGUGCAAGUUGAUUGGGGAAAAGCUUUAUGUAAAGCGACAAAUGGUCUGACAAAAUUGCAUGGCCCUAGAUAUUCUAACAGCUGCGAGUGGUGGUACAUGUGCCUUAAUAAAGCAGGAAUGUUGCGUAUACAUAACUAGACCAUUCUGGAGAACUUGGGGCUCUUGCACGAGAGAUUGAGGCCAUGGCAUGGAUACCCCAUGAUACAACCUUAACUUGGUGGGAUAGAUUGUGGGCAUGGUUGCCCACUGGCAAUACAGUCCAAACUGUCCUUUUGGCCAGUGUUGGAGUUUUGGUUCUAGGCUUUUUGGUCUGUUGUGGGAUACACUGUUUCCCCCACAUUAUGGCUUGUUGCCAUACUGCUUUACCCAGAUCCCGGACCAUCCGGGAGGACUGGUUUAUAAUGCUACAACAGAAAUAUGAACAGUAUGGCCUGGACCCAGUAGGUGACCUAAAUGCUUCUAGGGUGAGCGAUGAGGUCAAAGGGCGGCGGGGGGGGGCAUAAAAGCAUCUGGAAUGAAAAGCAAGAAGAAAUGUAGAAGAAUUGAGUUUGGCUCUAUGAGAGCCAUAAAUGUAUCCUGAUAGAAGAAAUGUGUUGAUCAGUCCAUGAGAGGUCCAGACUGACCUCCAUAUGGAACUUGUUUUUAACCAGAACAAUGAAAUGAAACUUUGUAGUUGAUAUAUUGACAGGACUUUGUAAAAGUGAACCUUUGUAGUUGACCAGAAUACUGAAAUAAAGCUUUUUUGUUGACCGGGAUGAUGAAGCGAACCCUUGUUGACGGAUUGAGAGCUCUGUAAACUUUAUAGUUAAUGCUCCAAAGCAACAGGACAAAACUCUGUAGUUGAACUAGUAACCACUGAAUAAGAGACUCAUGAAGUUAAUGUAUUAUUAAUGUAAUGUAUCAAUGCUCUAAAGCAAUAGAAUGAUACUCUGUUGUUGAAGUAUCAACCAUUGAAUAGGAGAAUUGUGUAAUUAUUACCUUCUCUGAGGCAUUCCAGCAGAACCUCAAAACAUAUAUAAGUCUUGUUUGUAACCUAGCUUCUUGGGAGAACUUGGGAUGGGUUUCCCCAGCUGUAAUGAAUUAAAGCUUUGCUUUUUAUUCCA
Molecule: messenger RNA, 9389 nt
Organism: Eublepharis macularius
Lineage: Eukaryota; Metazoa; Chordata; Lepidosauria; Squamata; Eublepharidae
Product: zinc finger protein 850-like
Exons: 7
Coding region: 149-4960 (1603 amino acids)
Biological process (GO): regulation of transcription by RNA polymerase II
Molecular function (GO): RNA polymerase II cis-regulatory region sequence-specific DNA binding; DNA-binding transcription factor activity
Source: RefSeq, a predicted model, not a curated record